Messenger RNA from Acaulospora morrowiae, 2295 nucleotides. NCBI's taxonomy places the organism in Eukaryota, Fungi, Glomeromycota, Glomeromycetes, Diversisporales, Acaulosporaceae. The record is from the annotation of a GenBank genome assembly.
AUGCCUGUGAACGAAGAAAACUAUUAUGCUUACGAGAGCGAUAGUAGCCACUCAGUAGAAAAUGAAGACACUGAGAUUUCGGAAGAGGAAAAAGCCUUCACCAUUUCGAAAAAUGUUCCUGUGGAACAUGUAGCGACUCAAAUUAAGCAUGGUCAAGAUAUGCAUCUAUCUCUUCAAGCUCGACGAAGGGAAACCUGUUUUCUAGAGAAAAUACCACCGCCACAGGAAUUGGUUUUGGCCGAAAAUUCUGAAUCAAACAUUCAGAAAAAAGAACUCAGUUCAACUACCAAUAACAGUCUUGUUCUGAAACCUCACUCUGAUUUGGCCGUGACCGUUUCAAAUAUCGCUACUGUAUCGAAAGUAGGUUUGGACUUGGCCGGUGUUAUAUCAAAGAUUGCUCUGGAAACCGCUAAAUUUUCGACUAGAGCUGGUUUGGAUAUCGCGAGAACUGUCACCGGUGUAAUGUCUGAAAGGAUGGUACAGGCAACCUCUUCAAAAGAUGGGGCUGGAAGAUUAAUUGACGCUUCGACAACAAUGCUGCAUCGGACUCUGUCCUUAACUGAGCAAGUCGCGCUGGCCGGUCUAGAGUUUACUUCCGAAACGGUGCAACUUGCUUUGGGCACAGCCACUGAAAGCAUGAACCUGAUUGACACAUUAUUCGGCACGACGGAUGCUGCCAAGGCUCUAGCCGAAUUUGUUCAACUGGUAAAACGCGAGUGGACUUUUCAGUAUGACGAAGAUGGAGCAGAGCUGGACGAACCAUUCGGAAUCUUUCAUGUGAUGAAAGCAUUGACUGCUUGGGCUUGUCUUCAAUAUGUGACAAGUGAUAGAUGGGAGAGGGAUUUGGGUGGUUGGAAGAAGGUAAAGUUGGUUGAUUUGUGGGAUAUGUUGGUUGGUGAAUUGACCCCCCGUGAAGAGUUGUCAGAGUUUAAACUGAAUAUGGACGAGGAUCGUGUUAAACGACUAAGUAAUCUUUUCUUGGAAACCACGAAAAGAUAUAGUAAUCCAUACUUGGAAGAAUAUGAAGAUCAAAGUAAGGAUGAGAGAUUAUUCUCUCUUUUACACAAUCUCAAGCGAUAUUCAAAAUUCUCUUCUUCCGCAUAUGACAAUCUCACAACUGCCAUUAAAAGUCACAUACCGUUUCCUUCGCCUCGUCGAUGGAAACAACAAAGAGGCACGUUGCAUCGGUUCGCAUUUGCAAGUUCAACCGAUCUAUCGUUGGAUUCUAUUGUCGAUUCAUCACAUCAUAAAGUGACCAAUAAUAAGAAUGGCUACCAACCAACAUAUUUCUUGAUCCGUGAUCAUACCACGCAGUCAAUCAUCCUUGCUUUACGUGGGACGAUGUCAGUUCAUGAUCUUAUUGUUGAUCUAACGUGCGAAUAUGAAGAUUUCCAGUUGCCUGAGGAUAUUCAACGGGGUGACGAUACAAUACAUCAAGUACACAAAGGAAUGUUUAAAGUAGCAAAAUCGAUGGCCACUCCAGGACAAUCUGGUGUAUUUGAAGCAUUGAAACGAGAGAUGGAAGCAAACAAAGAUUAUGGCCUGAUAUUAGUUGGUCACUCUCUUGGUGCUGGUGUUGCGAGUUUAUUAGCCCUUCUCCUAGCCUCACCUUCGAAUUGUAUGACCACUCGGUGGAGUCGUCUGCCGCUAGGCCGAAGGGUGCAUGCCUAUGCAUUCGCAACUCCGUGCGUAAUGUCUGCCGAACUCUCAAGACGUACCAGAAGUUUAAUAACAUCUGUAGCUUACGGCAAUGAUGUAAUCUGCCGUCUAAGUCUAGGUCAUGUACUGGAUUUAAGGAAUAUGGUAAGAUUCCUUGGUCGAAAUAAGUCAAAAGAUGGCGAGGCUGGUGAAGAGACAGCCAGUAAGAUUAUAAAAAAGGUUCUUGAUUACCAGUCAAGGAAAUUUGGUGACGACGAAAAAGGGCGCGCUUCAAAGGCCGAAUAUGAAUCGUGGUUUUGGAAAACAAGACUAGAUGUUUGCUCACAUAUGCAAAAUCUAAAACUCUACCCUGCAGGAAAGGUUUACUGGAUUGUGGGAAGCAAAAGGACACCGUAUUGUGAAAUUGACGGUGAUGUGACGGAUGAAGAAAAGGACAAUUGUGAAAAUAAUGAUGAGGAAGAAAGCAAUAAACCGGAAAAGGACUCUUCAAAUAAUAAUAGUGACAGCUGUAGUAACGGCAGUAGUGAAAAAGAGUACAUGAUGCUGGAGAUAGAAAAAGUAGAACAAAUAUUUCAAGAAAUUGGAUUUUCACCGCAUAUGAUAAUAGAUCAUUUACCGUUUCGCUAUGGUUCGUAG